AUGUCAUUAGAGGACUAUCGCAAAUCCAAAUCGAAACAUUGGAAAUCACUGGUAUCUAAAGGAACUAAAAAGGGCAAACAGUCACCACAGGAAGUCACCAUCAUAAUUAGCUUGUACGAAUGGAACGAUAAAGAAGAUAAAUUAAAGCCAAAGAGAGGCAAGAGAAUUUCGUUGAAGGUCUCGCCCGUAGAUCCAUAUGCCCGUAUUUUGGAAAAAGCAGCCACGAAGUGGAGAGAUUUUUAUAGCGAUUGUUUCAAUGAAGAAGAGGAUUAUGUAUUGCUGUUAGAAAACGGGAAGGAAGCGCUGUUUCUAUCAGGAGGAAAGGAGUUCUUUACGUUGAAGAGAUAUCGCAAAGAAGUUGGAAAAGAAUUCAGCAAAAUUAUUUUAUAUCUGUGCAGUCGGAGUGAUUUUGAUACUUCGGAAGAAUCUCGCUCAGGUUUUAGUCCAUGCUUGUCAACGAGUACAAUAAAAACGGGAGACACAUUUAAUGCUGAUGGUGAUCCAGAAUACAUCUGGGAAGAAUCAGAUCGCAAUGAUGCAAAACGUUUCCGGCAGGAUCAAGAACGCAACGAGACCAGUGAUGAAUCUGAAAUCAUGAACCAGAUAAGGAACGAUGAAGUUCUGGCCAGGGAACUGCAAAGAACUGAUGAUAUUAUUGCACAGGAGAUUCAGGUCGAACUUAAAACAGAUUCUGUCAUAGAGGAUAAUAAUGACAAUAAAAAUGAUUCUGAUCCAAGUAAUUUUCAUGACAUAUCGUCUCUUGUAAAAUCUUUGCAGGGGAAAAUUGAUCGUUCCGGAGAAUUUUUCCUUGUUGUUCGCAGAGGGUUAUCUAGACCGGGCUGUGGUGGACUUUACUACCACCUGAAGCCGGAGAAAUCGGGAUGGGUAUUUUCAAGUAGGUACAGACCUGGGUGUUUCGAAACGUGAUGGUAAACGGGGGGAGUCGGGUGCGUUUAGCCGCAGGGGGGUGAAAUGUUGGGAUUUCUGCAUAUAAUUAAUGAACUGAAUUUUAUAUUUUAAUGAACUGAAAUUUGUGAUUUGUUAUUACCACAACCUUCUUUACAUAUAAAUUAGUUUAGAAAUAGAGUUUCCAUUGCUUGUGGAAGUUAUACAUGUGUUGCUAAACAAGGUAUGAAACAUUUUGGAUUUAUUUGACCGGGGGGGGGGGGGGGGGGUAACCUGCUUUUAAUCCUUGCCUGGAAAAAUGACUGGUUAACUCAUUUACCAUGUUGAACUAUUUCAAUAUUAUAUGCUUAAAUGCUGAAUUGCAUAAGGCUUCAAAAAUUAAAUUGAAUUAACCGGAAACAUCCGGAAUCCUGACUUCCUCUUUUCCACGUGCAUUGUACCUGUUGCAUGCUGGAAUGUAAAGUCUGUAAAGACUGUUAAUCAAGCUUGAAAUGUUUUGACGAAUUCUCAAUGAAAGGCGUGUAUAUGGUGCGCUAUCUCUUAUGCUUGUUUAUGAUUUUUGAGACUAUGUCAGAGCGACUUGGUAAGCUUAUUAAUUGUUUUGAUAUUUAUAUUUAGACGUGGGACUAGCAUGUGCCAUAUAAGCAUUGACAUUACUGGAUAUUAAUCAAUAGACAAUACGCUUAAAUUAAAUUUAUUUAUAUGCAAAGUUUAUCUUUUGCCUAGUAAUGGUAUUCAAAUGCAGUUUGAAAUUUUAACUGAGAUUCAUUGCUACUUUGUCUUUUCGAUUUCAUAUGAUAAUUAUACAUAAACAUUUGUGAAAGUCUAAAUUUAGGCAUGCGCUAAGUUUGUAAUAUUUGUAAAACAAUAACUUAAAGUAUUAGUGUCACACCAGGAAUUCGCGGGCUCAAACUCCUGCUGGCGGCCAUUUUUCGGGACGAAUAGAUCAGAUGAUCUGGAAAGUGUUUACAAUCCGUCAUAUAUUUAAACCAUCCUUUUAUAAUCCUUGCUCUUUUUGUUUUAUUUUUAUCAGAAAUGUACCAAACUAGGUAUUUUUAUCGCUAUUUGUUGUAUUUAAGUAAAAUGUAAACAAUAACAAAAGCCCGCAAUGCAUGACCCUGACACUAAUCCUUUAAAGGCAAUGCUAAUUUGGAAUUGAAGGAAUUCAUAAGUGACUCACCUGCAGAUAUACAAUAAUAUUGCUUAAAAGUAAAGUCAGUUUUUCUAAAAAUUAUUAAUGUUAGUGAGAUAAUUUGAAUCAAUUUUUGGAGAUGUGGCAGAUGUGGCAAAGUGUGUGGUUCAUUAUGAUAUUGAUGACGGAAAAUACAGUAACAUAAAACAGUUGUCAGAAGUUAACUUGGAACGAAUUCAGCAAGCGAAAACUCUACGAGAAUCGAAGGGUGGCUCUAACCAUCACAAAAAAACAGUGCGAUUCUGUCCCAGAGCUAAAUCAGUUCAAUCCGUCGUUACACGGAGUUCAUCAAGAACCGUGCUAUAAAAAGUUUUUUCUGAUACUUUCUCAAGAAAAAAGGAAUUAAAGCAUUCAGAAAGCUCUCCCGAUUCACAACCAAAUGUAACGCGCUUAAAGCGUGGUGAAUCCAGCCCUGAUUGCUCUCGUAACCUUUAUCCAAAGGAAUGCAAUUUCUGUAAAAAAUACCGGGUAAAAAAGAAUGGAAAGUUACAUUUUCCCAUCACAAUAGCAACCAAUAUGGCUGCUGCGCAAAUCAAGGAAUCGGCAGAAGCGAAAGACACCAAGCUCUUUUAUGAAAUUAGAGAUAUCGAUUUAAUAGCAAAAGAGUUCAAGUAUCAUGACUUCUGUUACAGAGAAUUUGCAAGAAAAGUAGCAAAUGCGAAUACUAAACAGUUCGAAGACAAUGAUGCGAAAGGUAAUUUCGACAAAGUAACAGAUUACAUACAACGAAAAGUUUUAUCCCCAAAUCAGGCCAUCUCUAUGACAGUAGGCUACUACAUGAUUUAUAUGGUCUCCAUACCCAAGAUACCAGAUAUAGAAGCAAGUUAAAAAAUAGGAUUGUUACAAAAUUUCCUGACCAAUUAUUAUUUUUAACAAUUGACGCACUUCAAGUUGUGAUCAGCCGUGAAGGAACAAAUAAGAAUACAUUAUUGAAAAAUCGCGAGGAAGUAAUCAAACAAGCGGCUGAAUAUCUUCGAGAAGACAUACGAGAAUAUGCGCGAGAUUCUCCCGAAUUACAAUGGCCACCAUAUAUCGAGGAACUUGCUGCUGAAACUCGCCCGGUUCCCUCGUCA
Messenger RNA from Paramuricea clavata, 3171 nucleotides. Lineage: Eukaryota; Metazoa; Cnidaria; Anthozoa; Malacalcyonacea; Plexauridae. The record is from the annotation of a GenBank genome assembly.